Medioppia subpectinata is the source of this 726-nucleotide messenger RNA. NCBI's taxonomy places the organism in Eukaryota, Metazoa, Arthropoda, Arachnida, Sarcoptiformes, Oppiidae. The record is from the annotation of a GenBank genome assembly.
GCCCUAUUGCUGUCAACAAUGGUCCGGUCGACGACUUGGUUUGCCAUUUGUAUGAUUGCCUCCAAACGUCUGCACAACACUAUAUUCAUACGGCUAUUGAGGGCACCGAUGGCUGUGUUUGAUAACAAUCCUAUCGGUCGUAUACUAAAUCGAUUUACGAAGGAUCUGGGUAUUAUUGACGAGAUGUUACCAUCCACGUCAUUCGAUUUGAAUCUGGUAACGCGUAGUCCAGUGUAUUCGCACGUGAGCACUACCCUUAACGGGUUGGCCAGUAUCAGGGCUUAUGGCGCUCAACAGGCAUUUCGUAACCAGUAUUACACCUACCAAAACGACCAUAGUGCCACCUGGUUUGUAUUGCUGGGCGCGUCGCGUACGCUGGGACUAAUUGCCGAUUGGUUGUGUGUCAUCUAUUUAGCCGCCGUGGCCGCCGUCAUAAUGUCAUUCCACCAUGCCCUUAUGCUGACGGGUCAGACACAGUUCGGUGUGAGACAGUCGGCAGAGUUGGAGAGUCAGAUGACUUCAGUCGAGCGCAUCAUUGAGUACACAAAACUACCGCAAGAGGCGGACCUACUGUCCACUCAAGACAACACACCCCGCCCUCAGUGGCCACAGACCGGGGGUAUUGUCUUAGACCACAUGUCGCUCAUCUACGACAGCGCACCCGACAAACCGGUGCUCAAAGACAUCACGUGUGAGAUAAGGGGCGGCGAAAAGAUCGGUAUCGUU